Messenger RNA from Aspergillus versicolor CBS 583.65, 1824 nucleotides. RefSeq lists its product as uncharacterized. The coding region runs from base 1 to 1824 and encodes 607 amino acids. Lineage: Eukaryota; Fungi; Ascomycota; Eurotiomycetes; Eurotiales; Aspergillaceae. The record is from RefSeq and is a predicted model, not a curated record. The transcript is spliced from 6 exons.
AUGAUCAGCCUGACAAAACUGGCGGUUUUGUUCGCCGUCCAGGUUUGCUUCGUCGCAGUAUACCUCCAACUAAAGAGCCCUACCGCCGUGGACGCGACACGGGAAAUCACCUACAAAGGCACCCGGUCAUCUGAUAUCGAGCAUUUUCAGAAUAUUUUCUAUGCGGAGGCACCAACCGGACACCGACGCUUUGCUUCGCCGAUUCCAACGAGGCCACAAAGGGACUCUGUCAUCGAUGCUACCAAGGCUGGUGCAUGGUGUCCUCAGGGGACUGGUGAUGUACUGCCGUUUACAAGCCGAGUCACCAAUAUUAGCGAGGAUUGUCUGAGUCUGCGUAUUGCGAGGCCAAGGGGAACUAAGAGCGAUGCAAAGCUCCCGGUGAUGGCAUGGCUUCACGGAGGUGGCCAUGUUUUGGGCUCGGCUUCUGAGAUCUUGUACAAGCCAGACGGCUUGGUGAAGCAAUCUGUGGCUGAUGGGCGGCCGAUGAUUUAUGUUGGGAUCAAUUACCGCCUGGGCCUUUUCGGUUUUGCGACUAGUAAAACGUUGAUUGAGAGAAAGGAAACGAAUGUCGGACUGCGUGAUCAACGCGCCGCUCUCGAGUGGAUUCGUGACAAUAUUGGGGCUUUCGGCGGUGACCCUGAAAGAGUUACUGUUGUUGGGCAAAGCGUGGGAGCUGCUGACAUCGGACUGCAACUAAUGGCAUUUGGCGGAGAAAAGAGUGUCCCAUUUCAACAGGCAGUCAUGAUGUCAGGCAGUCCGGGAGUAAACUUCAACAGUCAUCCGGACCUGGUUGCUAAUAACACAGCUGCCAUUGCCCAACAAGUGGGAUGCGUCAGUGAUGGCCAUGGCCAGGAGCUCCAAAUGUUAAAGUGUCUCCGAGACGCUCCUUUCGAAGUGUUAACUAAUCUCUCCGUUGCCGCUGCUCGGACAGCCCGACCAGCAUUUGGAGAAGGCUAUUUCUACCCAACCAUAGAUAACGACUUUAUUCGAGACCGGCCCUCAAGGCUAGCACGCGCCGGCAAAUUUACCAAAGGGAUUCCACUAAUUGCUUCCUGGGUGACGAAUGAUGGCGCUUGGUACGCACCGCCAUCUACUUCGACAGAUGAGGAAGUUCUCGGUACUUUCGGGCUUUGGCUUCACAAUCUGUCGGAGUCUACGAAAGAGAAACUCCUUCAGCUCUAUCCCCUAACAGACUUUGAACACAUGGUAAGACCCGAAUACGACGGUAAAAUCUCCCCGCAAUACUAUCGCGCCGCUCAGAUGAACCGCGACAUCUGGUUCACUUGUCCAGUGCUAGACAUUACCUACCAGUACGUCCAGCAAGGAGGUGUGGACAAAUCACAGGUGCGACUUUACGAGUUUAAUGAAACUAGGUAUACUCCAGCCUUCAGAGCAAUGGGCGUGCCCAUGUGGCGUGUUUCGCAUCUCAGCGAUAUACCAUACCUGUUCAACAACGACAACCUAGGCGGUGGAUGUGAUAAUUCAGAGAGCCAGCUUAGCUUAGGUGGAAAAUUCAGUCAUACGAUUAUCCGGUUCAUCUAUGGGAUUACACUGGAUGGAGAGGACAGUGGUGUUAACUCCUGGCCGCCUGCCUUCUCGAAGAACGCAUCAAAGAGAGCGUCAUCAUCGAAUGAUGGUCCUGAUAAAAUCACACUCCAGGUGUUUGGUGGUCACCAUGGAUCUGUGCCAGUAACUGUGAACAAAAUACCUAGGACAGACCCAAGUACAUUGAGUGAGGCAGAGAAGGCAGUUUCCUGGUCGAAGUUGUUCAGUCGUUGUGAAUUCAUCAAUGGGCAGCAGUUUAGAGAAGAGGCGGGGGUUUAA